Iphiclides podalirius (scarce swallowtail) is the source of this 342-nucleotide messenger RNA. Lineage: Eukaryota; Metazoa; Arthropoda; Insecta; Lepidoptera; Papilionidae. The record is from the annotation of a GenBank genome assembly.
AUGCGCGCGCGUUCGCCCCAGCUAGGGAAUUGUUUUAAAAUAGGCGGCCGCGGCAAUCUCAACAGACCAUAUAGCGGGCGCAAUAACAACCGCGCGCCGAUAACGAAAUGGAACACGUCUCCCCCGAUAAGAUUGGAAAUCGGCUCCGACGACGCUAACGAGAUAAACGUAUCUAGAUCUGAAGUCGGUUCUGACGACGCUAACGAGAUAAACGCAUCUGGAUUUGAAAUCGGUUCUAACGACGUUACCGAGAUAGACGAAUCUAGAUUUGAAAUCGGUUCUGACGACGUUAACGAGAUAGACGCAUCUAGAUUUAGAUCGGUUCUAACGACGCUUACGAGA